This is a messenger RNA of Cryptomeria japonica (Japanese cedar), 567 nucleotides long. RefSeq lists its product as uncharacterized. The transcript has 2 exons. The coding region runs from base 1 to 567 and encodes 188 amino acids. The record is from RefSeq and is a predicted model, not a curated record. Lineage: Eukaryota; Viridiplantae; Streptophyta; Pinopsida; Cupressales; Cupressaceae.
AUGGGCGAUGUUCAGCUGGUUUCUAACUUCAGUGCAUUUCAGCGGGUUGAUGUCAUCGUGGUAAUUACGUUGUUCAAAGAAGCAAAAGCCGGUAGCACUGAUGUUAAAACCACAACUUCUGCAUUCAAUUUGGAGAGAGAGAAUCCUUUCCUGUCAAAAUCUAUUCAACUGAAUUCAUCGCCUUCUGUGAGCUUGUCCCUUUUUCCAUCAUUAAGUGGUCCGGUUGUUUCAAGUGGUUCUGCAUCUCCAGCAUCUGAAGUUAUAGCCCCUAGAUCUUGGCUGCAAGAUGCUACAAGACAAAAAGAGAUCAUCAAUGGUAUUUCUGGAGGAUCAGUGAAUGAGAACAAGCAUAAUUUACCUUGGACUUCAUCAGAUAAGCCAAUUGAGAUGGUAUCUUUUGAUCCAAUUUUACCUUCUACCAAACAAGGAGCAGAUAACUGUAUCAUGCAACAGCUACCUGCAUUUUUCCAAAACCUAAAAGAUCUUGAAGAAGGUCGGCAGUCCUGGUUAAUGCACAAAAAGGAGGCUAGUUGGAGACUCAAUCGACUCAAACAACAGCUUGAAUGA